Elgaria multicarinata webbii is the source of this 2601-nucleotide messenger RNA. It is a transcript of the gene CCDC177, whose product is annotated as coiled-coil domain containing 177. The coding region runs from base 1 to 1977 and encodes 658 amino acids. The transcript has 2 exons. NCBI's taxonomy places the organism in Eukaryota, Metazoa, Chordata, Lepidosauria, Squamata, Anguidae. The record is from RefSeq and is a predicted model, not a curated record.
AUGGUGGACCCGGUGGCGGACCCGGGCGAGGGGAAAUGCGCCGCGGAUGCCGGAAGCGCAGCGAGUGGAGAAGAGGCCCCGGCGGCCCCGGCGGCGGAGGCAGCAGCCGCCCUGCCGGCAGCAGCGGCAGCCCCUUCGGAGAAACUCCGCGAGGAGUCGCCGAUGCUGCACCUGGACCUGUACAACUUCGACUGCCCGGAAGCCGAGGGCAGCCGCUACGUGCUCACCAGCCCCCGCUCGCUGGAAGCCUGCGCCCGCUGCGCCGUCAAGCCGGUGGAGCUGCUGACCAGAUCCCUCAGCGAGCUGGUCAAAGAGGCCCCCGGCAGGUCCAUGCGGGUGGCCGCCGGCCUCUACGAGGUCUACGAGAUGGACCGGCAGAGGAAGCUGCAGCAGUGCCGGGAGGAACGGGAAAGGAUUAUCCGCGAGGAGAAGAGGCGCCUCUUCACGCCCCUGCUGAUUGGCAGCCUGCCUUCCUCGCCGGCCUCCAGGGUGGCCUUCAGAAGCACAGCGGCCAGUGGGAGCUGCAGCCCAGCAGGACGGCCCAGGGCCGGCCCUCCUCCCACCUCUGGUGGCACCAGGACCAAGAAGAGCCACUCCCUGGACUCCUUGCAGAAGAGGAGAGAAGGCUUCUCCGCCAAAACCUCCUCUGACUCGGGGGCCUCCUCGUCCUACAGCGGAGACAGUUUUAGGGACAAAUGGCCCAAGGAGCUGCCCAGGACUAAGACGGUGGCCACCAUGACUUCUUUGGUGGGUCGAAGCUUCAGCUUGGGCGACCUGAGCCAUUCUCCCCAGACCACCAAGAAGGUGGAGAGGAUCGUCAAGGAGGUGAAGAAGAAGAAAGGCCUCAAGGAGGUGUCUGAGAGGGACCGGAAGAUCGCCGCCCUGAUGAUAGCCAAGCACCAGGAGGAGAGCAUCCUCAACGAGCAGAGGUACAGCGCCCACCUCCAGUGGGACAUCCAGCGGCGGCAGGCGGAGCUGCGGAGGGAGCAGGAGGAAAAGGAGAAGCAGAGGGCCUUGCUGCAGUGCCACCAGAUGUGGGAGUCCAGGCUGGAGAAGCGGCGCUGCAAGCUGAGCCACGAGAAGGAGGCGGCUGCCCUGCUGAAGCAGAAGCAGAGCUCUGUGGAGGAGGAGAAAUGGCGGGAUCAGCUGGAGAAGCAGGACAGGAUGAAGAGAGAGAGACUGGAGAAGGCCACCCUCGAAGACAAGAAGAAGAAGCGCCACCAAGAGCACAACCUGAAGGCGCAGGAGGAGGGCAAGAAGGAGAGCGUGGAACGGGAGGUCAAGCUGCUGCAAGAGAAGCUGUCCUUGGCAACCCAGAAGAAGCUGAAGAAGGAGCAGCUGCUGCAGCAGGAGAAGAAGCUGCUUAACCAAGCCGAGAAGCGGAAGCACGAGGCCAUACUCAAGGAGCUGGCCAGGCACGAGGCUGAGGAGAAGGCCACGCUGCGGGCCUCCCUGGAAGGGAGCUGGAGCAAGGCUCAAGAGAACUAUGAGCAGCUCACGGAGAAAAGGAACCAGGAGCUGAGGGAGAGAGCCAAGCGGGAGGAGCAGCAGAGUCAGCGGGCCAAGCUGGCGACGGAGAGGAGGGAAAGGGAGCAGAAGGAAUACCUGAAGGCCUUGGCCAAAACGUCUGAGAGGAAGCUCCAGCACGCAGCACAGGUGGCGGAGGAAGUCGUCCAGCAGAAAGCCCGCAAAGUGGUCCAGAGCCGGAUGGAGAAGGAGAAAGUGCAGAAAGUAAACAAGAGGAAGGUAGAACAGUGUGAAGAUAUCCGGCGCAGGGAAAUCCUGCUCUCAAUUGAGAAGAAGCUAGAAAGGAGUGAACAGAUUUGUAAGGAGAAAAAAAACGUCUUGGAAAAUGCCAGGUCUGUCGCUCGGGCAUCUUUCCAUGUCCGGGAAAAAGUACGGGAAGAGAUGAACAUGCGCACCUUUGACAGGAUGGCCUUUGAGGCAGAAUUGCAGGCUGGCUUGGUUAAAAAAUAGUCUUUUCUAUUUCCGAUUGAGUGGGAAUAUAACCUCUGAUGCCCAUUGUGAAAAGUUUUGUUUUUUUAAAAAAAAAAACUUUAGUUAUUAUUUCAGAGGAGCACACAAACUCUGGCAGCUACUUCAUUUUCCAAAAUGCUUUUGUUAUACAUUUUUAAAACUCUGUUUCAACCACCCCACAGAGAAAAAGAUGUAUCCCAUCCUUUGUUGAACAAAACAUUGUUUACAAGAAAUAAAACAGGAACAAACACAUUUUUUACAACUGAGUGCCACAGUAAAACAUCUCCAAAAAGUCAAGGGCCAUUUCAAUUCCCCCUGCCCAACUGAUCAAAUAUCAACUAAUUUCAUUUUGACACCCCCAGGGCUUAAUUUGGACGCCAUUUGCUUUGGAUCAGGAUGUAGAAAUGCAUGCUGGAACUUGUGCUCUCUAAUACUGGAUGUCCAUAUUUAAGAUGAGUUUAUUUUGUGGUGUUUGGCCAAUAUAGUGCACUUUAUCCAUGCUGUUGGGAACACUGGGGCUUGUAAACAUAACUUUUUAAAAAACCCAAUUCAGGUAAAAUUCUGAUUAGUCCUGAUCUGUGACCCAAAAACAAUGUUCAGAAACUCUUGUUCAAAUAAAAUGAC